AUGACUUGGUUUCCAAAAAAAAAUCAUUUGGAAGUUGUGCAGCUUUUGAUGGAUCUCAGAGGUGCUUAUCAACAUCUGCUACUUGAAUAUCGAGAAAAAAUUGAAAAAUUGAAAGAUAUGAAACAUGAGGCUCAAGAACAUUCUGCAGCAAUUGAGGAGCUGGAAGAUGAAUUAUCAGAUUACAGAAAAAUUCCAUAUUGCAGAUUCGCCAAUCAAAUUGCAGAAGUCACAAGACUCAUACAUGGCAACGAUCAAUUGGAGGCUAGGACUACCAACAAUGAGGAAAUCCUCGGCAUUCUCCUCGAGGGUAACAAGGAAUUCAAGGAAAUAAUGGACGAGCUUAAGACUUUGAACAAAGAUAAUGCGACGAAGAUCGCACGGCUCGAGGCACCAAGUUGCAAGACUUCCGGAAAACGCUGGUCUUAUACCUGCGUAGUUCCAUCUGCAGAUGUCUUCUAUACUCUUUAUAAUAUGGACGCCGCGACUGAGCUCGCAGCAAAGAAACAGUGGAAGCAGAAGAAAAUUAGUAUACAGGGCUUCAAAGAGAUCGUCGGUAGUUGCUUUGUCAAGAUUCGAUACAACUCCUUGGAGCUCGUUGGCAAAGAUGUCUUUUUGAAAUGGAAUGCAGGAGCAAACAGCUUUACUGUCAGUGGGAAAUACGGUGUUACCGCCAUAGCCUACCUAGAGUGAACUUCUAGUUUCUAGUUUCUUCUUUAUUUUUCUAUCUAAUGCUGAGGGGGGUUGGAUAUCACUGGAGAUAUUCGUUCAUUCAUGGGGGUAGCAAGCUCAAAUUGUACUAUACGGCUCAAGUUAUUAUAAGUGAUGAUAUUAUCAUUGUGAAAUUGGAAAGAAAGAGCUUCUCAAGACGGUUGCUUCGUAUUAUGUACACAACAUCCUGGACAUGCUGUGAGAGGUCAUUUAUCUGAGGAGAAGAGUUUCUGGACCAUUAUGUUGAAACAAUUUAGUUCAAAU
Messenger RNA from Botrytis byssoidea, 972 nucleotides. RefSeq lists its product as uncharacterized. The record is from RefSeq and is a predicted model, not a curated record. NCBI's taxonomy places the organism in Eukaryota, Fungi, Ascomycota, Leotiomycetes, Helotiales, Sclerotiniaceae. The coding region runs from base 1 to 690 and encodes 229 amino acids. The transcript is spliced from 3 exons.